Haliotis rubra (blacklip abalone) is the source of this 1020-nucleotide messenger RNA. Its product is annotated as glycoprotein 3-alpha-L-fucosyltransferase A-like. Gene Ontology annotation, molecular function: alpha-(1->3)-fucosyltransferase activity. The record is from RefSeq and is a predicted model, not a curated record. Lineage: Eukaryota; Metazoa; Mollusca; Gastropoda; Lepetellida; Haliotidae. The transcript has a single exon. Gene Ontology annotation, cellular component: membrane. Bases 1 to 1020 code for a protein of 339 amino acids.
AUGAAUUACAAGUACAAAAUAUGUUUCGUAAUAUGCCUGGUGACAUCUCUUGCUGCUACAGCGUUCUACAUGACAAGUUCUCAAUUAGAAGUGUUUCUCUUGCAAACGUCCAGUUCAACAACACUGAAGACAAGACAAGUGUCCCUCUUUGAGGUGUCUCUCAAGUAUCCCCUCGUGCUUCAUAGACGGAGUGUGAACAUUACUUCAGCAGGUUACGAAACGCGGAAACGUAUUGUGUGGAUGAACGUCCCACCUUGGUACAAGACUGUAAAGUCCUUUGACCACUGUUACCUUCGUUCGUGUGAAAUAAGUACGAACGAGGCACACAUUUCAUCUGCUGAUGCUGUGAUUGUCAAUGGCGUUAAUUUGCCUUCAUCAAAACACCCAAACACCAACAUGAACCAGGUGUGGAUUAUGUAUGGGUGGGAAGCACCUCUUCACUAUCAUUCAAACACGAUUUUCCGUUCUGACUGGAAUGGACGUUUUAACUGGACAUUGACGUACCGCCUGGAUUCGGAUAUACCCUUUCCUUACAAUAGGAUCUUGUAUACAGGAGGCACUGUGAAUAUAAGUGAUGUUCUAAGACGAAAAAGCAGAUCAAUAGCUUGGUUUGUUAGUAACUGUGGUACUCCGUCAAAGAGGGAAGUGUAUGUUAAAGAACUGCGGAAAUAUAUUGAUGUCGACAUAUAUGGUUCCUGCAGAUAUAACAUGAGUUAUCACUGCCCCAAAGAAAGGCCCUUAGAGUGUCUUGGUCUGUUAAACACAACAUAUAGGUUUUAUCUUUCGUUUGAAAAUUCCCUUUGUAAAGACUAUAUCACAGAAAAGUUCUACAACACGUUCAUGACUUCAGCUAUUCCCAUCGUUCGUGGAGGCGCUAACUAUACACGUCUUCUGCCAGAAGGAACCUUCAUCAACACGGCAUCGUUCGACAGUCUCAAGAGUUUGGCGAACUUUAUCAAGUAUUUGGAGAGAAAUGAGACAGCUAUGGGGGGAUAUUCUAGAAAAGAAACUCAAAUAUGA